AUGAUACCUCAAUCAGUACCAUGCAUGAUUACAGGUGUUAACCAUCUUCCUGUAACUCAAAAUCUAAAUCAGAAUGCUUUUAAUGCAUCUGCCAUGGAUAUUCUUACAAGAUUAAACAAUGGAGAAGAGGUAAGAGUUGCAAUUGAUUGCGAAGGUUUUCAAUUAGGUUAUCACUCACAUUCACUUGGAAUUCUACAAAUAGCUGAAUGCUUCAAGAGUGGAUUUCCUAGUUCAAACUCUUCACAUGUAUCAAUUGAGCUCCAGCAAGGAUUUUUAAUUAAAACUCCAUUCUCUCAGCAAACUACUACAUAUCUCUCAAACAUCUUAAGCCAUAAGAAUAUAAAGAUUAUUAUGUUUGGCUGUACGUGCGAUAUUCCAGCCAUUCUUGAAGAAGGUGUAAACUUAAAUAUCAAAGCAAUCAUUGAUGGACAAACUUACUCCAUUGAUAGACCAAAAGUCUUAAGGACACAAUAG
Trichomonas vaginalis G3 is the source of this 474-nucleotide messenger RNA. Its product is annotated as ribonuclease H-like family. Gene Ontology annotation, biological process: nucleobase-containing compound metabolic process. The coding region runs from base 1 to 474 and encodes 157 amino acids. Gene Ontology annotation, molecular function: 3'-5' exonuclease activity; nucleic acid binding. The record is from RefSeq and is a predicted model, not a curated record. The transcript has a single exon. NCBI's taxonomy places the organism in Eukaryota, Parabasalia, Trichomonadida, Trichomonadidae.